AUGGCGAAGCAGAGAAAGGCCACCAAGGCAGCAGCGCCAGCCAAGCGCAAAGACGGGGGCCCGCCAGCACCCUUCAAGCGUCCCGCCGAAGUCCUGCAGCCCAUCGUCGACACGCUGGAUGAGAAGCAGGUCUACAUCAUCCACAUCGACUCCAAGCCCGCCGCCUUCAAGCGCAAGAUCUUCGUCGUGCCCGUGCUGAUGAACGUCGUCAUCGCUGCCCUGCUCGUCUGGCGCAUGUUCCACAUCGGGCCCUACUACCUCAGCAUCUUCGCCUCCGUCCUGGGUUACUCCAACGACACCACCAUGGUCGUCGACGAGAUGGAGUGGGACGAGAUCGUCCCCGAGGUCCUGCGGCGCGGCUUUUCCUUCACGCUGGACUUCCUGCUCUUCAUGUUCGUCGCGCCAUGGCCCCUCGACUUCGUCUUCUCCCAGGAGAACGGGAGCCCCGUGGCGUGGCGGUGGGCCGUCGGGUUCCGGAACCGCGAGGUCAUCGUGCGGAGGAGCAAGAAAUGGGUCGAGACCAUGGGCGACGUGGUCAACGACGAGACAUGCAAGGGCCUGUUCAUGGCUCACGUCAACGUCGCGACGUCGCCUCUGGCCAUCGGCGAGAAGACGGGCUACCUCCUCAUGAACGCCGAGUGGGAUCUGGACUGGGUGGCCAUGGUCGACGCCACCACCAUGGUGGACAAGAAGAUGGCUGCGAUCGAGGCCUUCACGCUCGUUGUGCUGCUGCACCACGAGGAAUGGGGAUGGCUGUGUGUCGACAUGAAGGAGGAAGUCACCGGCCCGCAAGACCACAGGCGACGGCAAGUCAUCAUGUUCAGAGACGCCCUCGCCACCAAAGGCAAGGAGGACCUGUUUUACCGGUGGAUUGAGAUCAUUCAGUACGAAUCGUCACAGCCGGGAGGUUUCGGUCCCGAGAAGCAGGAGGGGGCGGCUAAGCAGAUCAGAGACAUGUUCCAGAAGGAAGGCAUCGAUUUCGAUCAGCAGUGGGAGGAGACCGUCGGUACUGCUCCCUCCGUGGGUAUACAAUGA
Anthostomella pinea is the source of this 1035-nucleotide messenger RNA. The record is from the annotation of a GenBank genome assembly. Lineage: Eukaryota; Fungi; Ascomycota; Sordariomycetes; Xylariales; Xylariaceae.